Molecule: messenger RNA, 729 nt
Organism: Anisakis simplex (herring worm)
Lineage: Eukaryota; Metazoa; Nematoda; Chromadorea; Rhabditida; Anisakidae
Source: the annotation of a GenBank genome assembly
AUGUGUUGCUCAUUUCUUGGACAACUCGUCUAUGGAGCACUGAUGUUAGUCGCACUCGGACUAACAGUAGCUUCUAUGUUCUCACCAGGUUGGACGAAAAUUAAAGAUCUGACUGACGAAUCACUCCAAAAUAUGUCUCACAUCACGGCUGAGAUCAAGGAUGGGAAGGUGAAUAUACCGAAAGUCAACGGCAUAUUUCCGUUCUUGUGUCGAAUGCCCGAAGGUACAUCCACCCCUCACAACUCCACAGAUGAUGGCGGCUCCACUGCCCUCCUCAUUCUCGCUGCUGAUGAAAACAGUAUAGACUAUUGUGAAAACUUUUGGAAUAAUCUACCGACUUGGGAGAAAGUAGUUGUCGCAAUGAUGUGCCUAGCCUUGAUCACGGAGGUGAUAGCAUUGGUAGUGACACUGGUGACAAUUUGUGCUUGCUGUUGCAAGAAGGCUUUCAUGUUCUUGUUGCCUGUCUUGGCACUUCUCAUUUCGAUAUUCCUGCUCGUUGCGGUGGUCACCUUUGCGAUCAAAAACAAACAUUUCCUUGACGACGUUAUCAGUAAGGUUGAUACGAAGAGUAUGACUGUUGACAAAUCUGGAGCGGAAGACAGCAUUAAACAAAACAUGAAGACAGAGGCAGGAUACAGUUUCUAUUUGGCCGUUGGAGCACUGAUUGCGGCUGCCGUCGAUGUCGUCGUUGGCUCGUUGGCGCAAUGUUUUGCGAAAUGUUUCUUGUAA